Sebastes umbrosus (honeycomb rockfish) is the source of this 1431-nucleotide messenger RNA. Its product is annotated as LIM domain transcription factor LMO4.1-like. Lineage: Eukaryota; Metazoa; Chordata; Actinopteri; Perciformes; Sebastidae. The record is from RefSeq and is a predicted model, not a curated record. The transcript has 5 exons. Bases 284 to 790 code for a protein of 168 amino acids.
GAGGUUUAGAUCUCUGCUCUCUCUUGUUACUGCAGCACAGCUCUCCUCUCUGGAACAAAAGACUGAUCGGUGGUCAGUGGUCAACCACAAGGCUCUGUAGAUGGGAAAGAGAAGAGACAACCCGGCGUGUGGAGCAUAUAGCAGCUGAGAAGUUUACACGGGUCUCUUCUUCUGUAACAUCUGGUCUCUUCUGCAACAUCUGGCACUUUUCCUUCAGCCUCCUUCAGCAGCUGCACUUUCCAUCAACUAUUGAUCCCUGCAAGUUCACAGCGGUACGGUUGCUAUGGUGAACAGCAGGGUGGAGGCACCCACAGUGGCGGUGAUGGGCGGCGGCGGGGGGACAGCGAGCAGGUUGUGUGCAGGAUGUGGAGGUCGAAUCGUAGACCGCUUCCUGCUCUUCUCCAUGGAGCGGUACUGGCACACGCGGUGCCUCAAGUGCUCCUGCUGCCACGCUCAGCUGGGCGAGUACAGCAGCACCUGCUACAGCAAAGGAGGCAUGAUCCUCUGCAAGAACGACUACAUCAGGCUGUUUGGACACAGUGGAGCCUGCAGCGCUUGUGGUCAGUCGAUACCUGCUAGUGAGAUGGUGAUGCGAGCACAAGGAAACGUUUAUCACCUUAAGUGUUUUACCUGUGCGACCUGUAGGAACCGGCUGGUCCCUGGCGAUCGCUUUCACUACGUCAACGGGACUAUUUUCUGUGAACACGACCGGCCUGGUGGAGGUCUGCUCACUGGACAUCCGACUCCUCUGCAGAACAACAGCAUGAUGUCUGACCAGAAGGUCUGCUGAGGAAGAGGAUGGAAAACUAAAUGUGUGCCUUCUCCCCCCACCUUCCUCCUCUGUCCCUCCUUCACCCUCCUCUUCCUCCUCUAACCUAUAAAUCCUGCCAUCGGUUGACCACCCUCCAGUCUGACGGACAGUCUGGAUACAGCCAUUACUGCACCUCGUUUAGAUUUCAUCAUCCCAACAGAAACUUCUCUGAGUCGACUGUGAGGAGUGAAAUCUGGACAAGUGCAGUACUCCGCUGGCGGGAUGAAGGAUGCUGAGGAUGGUUGGACUUUAUUUAUACAGUAGGCUGUUGUCUAUUGUGAACUGUGGCAAUAUUACUGAUAAGAACUGGCGCGGCUAACGGGGGAAAAAUGGAAGACUGCCAUGGAAUCAUCCAUUACCUUCUUUACCCAGCUAGCCAGUUACAGCGGGCAUUUAAUACGGAGGGACGACUGACAGCAAAGUGACUCCUGCAGGAGGUGAAAUAUACUUCAUACAGACCACACACACAUAGUUUGACCUUUCAUUUUUGGUUUGAGGAAGAAUUGUAUGGAUCGCCUGAUUCCAGCUGCAGGAUGUUUCCUUCCUUCCUUCCUAGUCUCCGCAUUGUUUUUUCAUAUCUGAGGCUAUAUUGCAGUAAUAAAGGACCAUCUUUUCCCGUU